Messenger RNA from Panicum hallii, 1743 nucleotides. Its product is annotated as polyubiquitin-like. Gene Ontology annotation, cellular component: cytoplasm; nucleus. NCBI's taxonomy places the organism in Eukaryota, Viridiplantae, Streptophyta, Magnoliopsida, Poales, Poaceae. Gene Ontology annotation, molecular function: ubiquitin protein ligase binding; protein tag activity. The coding region runs from base 159 to 1538 and encodes 459 amino acids. The record is from RefSeq and is a predicted model, not a curated record. The transcript has 2 exons. Gene Ontology annotation, biological process: protein ubiquitination; modification-dependent protein catabolic process.
UCCCUCAAAUCAUAAAUACCCUCCCAUCGCGACGCCGAGGCUCAGAUCAGAUUCCGACCACCCAGGUUCUGUUCCCAAUCUCCUCGUGUUCGCUCGUGUCGCGGUUUCCAGGAACGCCUCCGGCUCGUCGCUCCGCAGAGAUCUCCGCCCCUGCAAAGAUGCAGAUCUUUGUUAAGACCCUCACUGGGAAGACCAUCACCCUGGAGGUGGAGAGCUUAGACACCAUUGACAAUGUCAAAGCCAAGAUCCAGGACAAGGAGGGCAUCCCCCCGGACCAGCAGAGGCUCAUCUUUGCUGGCAAGCAGCUAGAGGAUGGUCGCACCCUGGCAGACUACAACAUCCAAAAGGAGUCUACUCUCCACCUUGUCCUGCGUCUGAGGGGUGGCAUGCAGAUAUUUGUGAAGACCCUCACUGGGAAGACCAUCACCCUGGAGGUGGAGAGCUCCGACACCAUCGACAAUGUCAAGGCCAAGAUUCAGGAUAAGGAGGGCAUCCCCCCGGACCAGCAGAGGCUCAUCUUUGCUGGCAAGCAGCUUGAGGAUGGUCGUACGCUUGCUGACUAUAACAUCCAGAAGGAGUCCACCCUCCACCUUGUCCUCCGUCUGAGGGGUGGAAUGCAGAUAUUUGUGAAGACCCUCACUGGGAAGACCAUAACUCUUGAGGUUGAGAGCUCUGACACCAUUGACAAUGUCAAGGCAAAGAUUCAGGACAAAGAGGGAAUCCCACCUGACCAGCAGAGGCUCAUCUUUGCCGGAAAGCAGCUUGAGGAUGGCCGUACUUUGGCUGACUACAAUAUCCAGAAGGAGUCUACUCUUCACUUGGUCCUCCGCCUCCGAGGAGGGAUGCAGAUCUUUGUGAAGACACUUACUGGGAAGACUAUCACGCUCGAGGUCGAGAGCUCUGACACAAUUGACAAUGUCAAGGCAAAGAUCCAGGACAAGGAGGGCAUCCCACCGGACCAGCAGCGAAUCAUCUUUGCUGGAAAGCAGCUGGAGGAUGGGCGGACAUUAGCUGAUUACAAUAUCCAGAAAGAGUCUACUCUUCACUUGGUCCUCCGCCUCCGAGGAGGGAUGCAGAUUUUUGUCAAGACCCUCACUGGAAAGACCAUCACACUUGAAGUUGAGAGCUCAGACACGAUUGACAACGUUAAGGCCAAGAUCCAGGACAAGGAAGGCAUCCCACCAGACCAGCAGCGGCUUAUCUUUGCUGGGAAGCAGCUCGAGGAUGGGCGCACAUUGGCAGACUACAACAUUCAGAAGGAAUCUACUCUUCAUCUUGUCCUGCGUCUCAGGGGAGGGAUGCAGAUCUUUGUCAAGACAUUGACUGGCAAGACCAUCACCCUGGAGGUGGAGAGCUCCGACACCAUUGAUAAUGUCAAGGCCAAAAUCCAGGACAAGGAGGGAAUUCCUCCAGAUCAGCAGAGGCUCAUCUUCGCUGGGAAGCAGCUGGAGGAUGGACGUACCUUGGCAGAUUACAACAUCCAGAAGGAAUCCACUCUUCAUCUGGUCCUCCGCCUCCGAGGUGGCCUUGUUAACUAAGGGGUCAAGCAGGAAUGUCCUGCUGCAGAGUUGAUGUGGUUGGAACUUGUAGUGUGAUACCCUAGUACCUCGCAGUAUUCUGUGUUUCAUCGUGUAAACUCUGCUAUUACUUUUGCUAUCGUACUCAGUAUUCUGGUUUCUUUUCAGCCACUUUACAGGUGCUGAAUGUUGCAAUUAUGCUCGUUCGUGAUAUUCUGUUGGCUUC